AUAUAUUUUAGCAUUAAAAUAAUUUGAUUAAAUUUAUCUUAUUAAAAUUUUUUAAGAUUAUAUUUUGUUAUACUACAAUAAAAUACACAUUGAGAGUAAUUUAAACAAAGAAAAAGUUUAGUGAGUUCCCGAAACUCCUCAACAAGAGCCUAAGCCCUGGCUUUGGCCUGUUUUCUGAGAGCAAGCGAAGAUGUUACGAAGGAAGCCCAGCAAGAUUGAGGUCCAAAUGGAGGACAAAGCAGAACUCGAAAAGGCCCCUAAGACAGCCGCCGCCGCCGCCGGUUGCACGUCGUCUUCAACCGCAGCAGGUGCCACCUCUCUCCUCGAGCACUUCGAUCGGCCGGCGGUCGACCACCCUUCCAAAUCCCAGCGCAUCGGUCUCACAUCCUGAUUGCGUUGCACUAUGGAUGACGGAGAUGUUAUUGCCUAAUUCAAUACCUGGAGACGGUCGCUAAGGAUCAUCCUCUUCCAGAUCCCUUCUAGAUCUGAGCUUUCAUGGAGAAAAAAUGUCGCCUUUGUAAGUUAAUUUGAACAAUGUUUAUCGGAUUAUAUUGCAGCUUUUGAUUUUCACCUAUCAUGUUAAAAAUUUUGAAUCUGAUCUUGUAUUCCUGUCCAGUGUUCAUGUUCAGAACUCUGAAUUUGAUCUUGUUAGAACUGAGUGCUUAUGAUCUCUGCCUAA
Cuscuta campestris is the source of this 679-nucleotide messenger RNA. The record is from the annotation of a GenBank genome assembly. NCBI's taxonomy places the organism in Eukaryota, Viridiplantae, Streptophyta, Magnoliopsida, Solanales, Convolvulaceae.